AUGUCUAAGCUGCGGCGAGUUUCAGCAUCCGUCAUCGUUAACGUCCUCACCGCGCUCCUCAUCGCAUUCCUCGCCCUCACCCCACCAGUCAACGCCACCUCCACCGCCCGAGGCCUCAACCCCAUCCUCGAAAAGCGAUACCUCCAAACCUACCGCUCCAUCUUCUCCACCACCACCAACACCUCGAACCCUCCCAACCAUUCACCCAACUGUCCUCCCUGUCCCGAACCUUCAUGCUUCAACUGUCAGCUCCCCGCCUACGAAUGCUACCAAUUCGGCGAAUGCAACGAAUACGACGGUCUCUGUUCCUGUCCCGUCGGAUUCGGUGGACCUGACUGUCGCUCCCCGCUCUGCGGUUCCCCCGCUGACGGCACAAAACGAUUCCCUAAAGGCGAACCGGGCGAUAAAGACUCCUGCUCUUGCUCCGACGGUUGGUCCGGUCUCAACUGUAACCUUUGCAACACCGAUGCUGCAUGCUCCAAUUUUAUCCUGGGCGGAGAACGUCUCGGCGAGAAUGGAACAUGUUAUGAUGGUGGGGCAACUAUGCAGCAGAAUUUUCAGGAAUGCGAUGUGACGAAUCAGAAGAUUGUCGACAUGCUACCUGACAGACCACCGCAGGUUACGUUCAGCUGCGAUAAAGGGGAGGCGAGUUGUAACUUUCAGUUCUGGAUCGGAGCGAGAGAGUCGUUCUAUUGCGGAUUGGAGGAUUGUGAAGAGACGAUCGAGUUGGGGAAAACGAGCAACAGGACUUCCUACGAUUGUAAAAAGGUCAGUUGUAAGUGUAUUCCGGGGAGGAUGCUUUGUGGGGAGUCGGGGAGUAUCGAUAUUUCGGACUUUUUGACGGAAGAGAUUAAGGGGCCAGGCAAGAUGAGUUGUAAGACGGAGGCGAGUGGGGAUGGGGCAAGAAAGUGUCGGUUUGAAGAGCCGGGUAUGAACGGGCUGAUUUCGGAUGUGUUUGGUGAUGAAGCUAUUUUCAUCACGUGUAAGUCAGGGGAGUGUAUACAUUUCAGUCAGGUCCCAGGGUAUCAGACUCCAAUUGCGCCGGAGAAGCCGACUACGUGGGUGGUGAUCAGUGCCAUCGCUGCGAUCCUCGUAGUGGUAGUGUCGGUUAGCUUGCUUUGGUUGCUGGGUAGACACUACAAGGAGGAUGCGAUGGGGAAUGUGAGGUUACCGGAGGAAGAGGCGGAUCUGAUGAAGGACCAUAUUCCUGCUGCACUUCAUUGGGAGAAUGUUGGGUAUAGGAUUGGUAGUAAAGCGCUUUUGGAUGGAAUUACGGGGAGUGUUAAGCCAGGAGAGGUGGUGGCGAUUGUGGGUGCUAGCGGUGCGGGGAAGACUACCUUUUUGGAUAUUUUGGCUAGGAGGGAGAAGAGAGGUGUGACAUCGGGAACGGUGUUGGUGAAUGGAAGGAAGAUGUCGAAUCAGGAGUAUAAGCGCGUGGUUGGGUUUGUUGAUCAGGAGGAUUUGUUGAUGGAGACGCUGACGGUGUACGAGACGGUUCUUUAUUCCGCCUUGCUGCGGUUGCCGAGGGAUAUGUCGUUGGAGGCGAAGAAGUUUAGGACUCUCGAAACGAUGCAAGAGUUGGGGAUCUUGGGCAUUAGAGACAGCCGUAUUGGCGGAUCAGGUUUCACUGCUGGUGGUAGCAAAGAGGGAAGGGGGAUUAGUGGUGGUGAGAAGCGACGUGUUUCGAUCGCUUGCGAACUGGUCACAAGUCCUAGUAUUCUUUUCUGCGACGAGCCGACCUCGGGUUUGGAUGCGUAUAAUGCGUUCAAUGUCGUUCAGUCGUUGGUGACGCUGGCCAAGACGUAUAAGAGGACGGUCAUCUUUUCGAUCCAUCAGCCCAGGAGUAAUAUUGUCGCGCUGUUCGAUAAGUUGCUGUUGUUGGCGGAAGGGAGGGUGGUGUAUUCCGGACCGUUUGAUAGGUGUAGCGACUACUUUGAUCAGGUGGGACAUCCUUGUCCGCCUGGAUUCAAUAUUGCGGAUUUCUUGAUUGAUUUGACUGCGAGACGCAACUUUGGGCUGGGAGACGGCGAGCACGAAGGGGAUGACGUCGAGGGUGGCGAUUCGAGAGGAAGUGUGCAGCAUAGUAGGACGGAUACGAGUGUCGUCACUACGGGUACGAGCUCGAGGGAGGAAUCCACCGAGCUUCGUACACGACCCAACUCGAUCGCUGAGGACGGCUCUGAUGGUGUUGGAAGGCUACGCAAGAAGACCUCACGUCUGGCCGAUGGGUUGCGCAAUGCCUUCGCAAACGGGCAAUCGAACGGUAGCGACGUAUGGAUGCCAGCCUUGAGCAGCGGCAAGCUCGUCCACCUAGUCAACGCAUUCUCUGAAUCCGACAUUUCCACCACCACCAAAUCCGAACUCGACGCUUUCCUCGGCCGCACUCCCGAAGGAAUCCAAAACAAUCUUCCUGAUCUCGCCAACGAAUCCUCCCUCCUUCGCAGCUAUAAGAAAGCUCCCCUGUGGACUCAAUUCAAGAUCCUCUCCGGUCGAGCGUUUAAGAAUCUAUACAGGGAUCCGAUUUUGAUGUUUGCGCAUUUCGGAUUGGCGAUCGUACUAGCCUUGUUCUGCGGAGUACUUUACCACGGGGUUACGAACGAUAUUUCUGGAUUCCAGAACAGGUUGGGGUUGUUUUUCUUCAUUCUUUCCCUCUUCGGCUUUUCUUGCCUUACGAGUCUGGGAAUGUUCGCAAACGAAAGAGCCCUCUUCGUCAGGGAGAGAAGCAACGGAUACUAUUCACCUCUAACCUAUUUCACCUCGAAACUCUUAUUCGACAUCCUCCCACUCCGCGUGGUCCCACCAUUCCUGUUCGGUGGAUGCGUAUACUUCUUAGUCGGCCUAGUACCAGGUGUUGCGGAAUUUUGGAAAUUCAUCCUCACCCUCGUGCUUUUCUCCCUCUCCGCAUCCUCGGCGGUCUUUUUCAUUUCGAUCGCCAUUUCCGAUACUGGUCUCGCCAACCUGGUUGGUUCCCUCACCAUGCUUUUCUCUCUCCUCUUCGCGGGUCUACUCAUCAACAGGGACAGAAUCCCAGGAUAUCUCAAAUGGCUUCAACACCUCUCAUUCUUCCACGCCGCAUACGAAGCGUUGAUAGUAAACGAGCUAAGGAAUCUAAGCCUGAAGGAACACAAGUAUGGCAUCGAUAUCGAGGUGCCGGCCGCGAGUAUUAUUAGUAGUUUUGGGUUUAAUAGUCAGGCGUUUUGGUUUCCAGAUAUUGUAACGUUGGCGGUGCUGUUUGUUGCCUUUACGGCGGCUAGUUUGGGGUGGUUGGUGAUGUUUGUUAGGGAGCGAAAGUAA
Molecule: messenger RNA, 3294 nt
Organism: Ustilago hordei
Lineage: Eukaryota; Fungi; Basidiomycota; Ustilaginomycetes; Ustilaginales; Ustilaginaceae
Exons: 1
Coding region: 1-3294 (1097 amino acids)
Cellular component (GO): membrane
Molecular function (GO): ATP hydrolysis activity; ATP binding; ABC-type transporter activity
Source: RefSeq, a predicted model, not a curated record